Messenger RNA from Pyrenophora tritici-repentis Pt-1C-BFP, 1050 nucleotides. Its product is annotated as oxidoreductase family. Gene Ontology annotation, biological process: NADPH regeneration. Gene Ontology annotation, molecular function: nucleotide binding; oxidoreductase activity. NCBI's taxonomy places the organism in Eukaryota, Fungi, Ascomycota, Dothideomycetes, Pleosporales, Pleosporaceae. Gene Ontology annotation, cellular component: cytoplasm. The record is from RefSeq and is a predicted model, not a curated record.
AUGGCAUCGACAGGUAUUGCACUAAUCGGCAGCGGCAUUUUCGCGAAAGAAGAGCAUCUCCCUGCCAUCUUGGCUGCGGAUUCAUUGUCACUCAAAGCUAUCUAUUCACGGUCGAGGGCUUCGGUCGAGGGGUUAGCUUCCGGUCUGAGCGAGGGCGUGGGGAAGGAGUUGGAGUUGUAUAGUGAUGAUACUGAGGGAAAGGGGUAUGAUGAGUUGUUGAAGAGGGAAGAUAUUGGGGGUGUUGUUAUCGCACUUCCCAUCCUUGUUCAGCCAGAAUACAUUACGAAAGCUCUCGCAGCCGGCAAGUACGUUCUCGCUGAAAAGCCCAUUGCAAAAGACGUGGCCACAGCGCGCGCUCUGCUCGACUGGAUAUCCACCAACGUUCCCUCUGGCGGACCCACUCUCUCCAUUGCCGAAAACUUCCGCUUUCUAGAUUACUUUCUCUAUGCCGCGGCCGAGAUCAAAUCCUUGGGCCGCCUUCUCGGUUUCCGUAUGCGUGUGCACAGUCUUGUCAAACCAAGCUCCAAGUAUUUUGAGACUGCAUGGCGCAAAAAGCCAGAGUACCAGGGCGGAUUGUUGUUAGAUGGCGGGGUGCACUUUGUUGCAGGGAUCCGGUUGAUAUUGGGGGGGUCGGGGGUAAAGAUAGUGAAGACGAGUGCGUUUACGACGCGGUUGCAGGAGCAUUUGUCGCCGGUGGAUACGGUGGAUGCAACAAUGCAGUUAAGUAAUGGGGCGAGUGGAACAGCGUCGAUCAGCUUUGGAACGCAGUUCAGUGGAUCAGAGUAUGCCUUUGCUUGUGAGAAGGGGACGGUAGUUGUUACAAGGGCAAAGGUUGCCGUUAAGAGAGACGGAGAACAUGGGGAGGUUAAGGAGUUCAAGGAUGAGGGGAGUGGGGUGAAGCCUGAGGUUGCGGCGUGGGGUAAGGGGUUGCAGGAGGGAAAGAUGGACCCUAGGCAGAGCGCUGAGGAGGGACUGAGGGAUCUCGAGGUCUUGGAGGCCAUGUUGACGAGCGGAGAGAAGGGAGGUGCGCCUGUAGAGCUCAAGCUGUGA